GUGAAGAUCUGGUUCCAGAAUCGUAGGAUGAAGCAUAAGAAGGAGAAUAAGGAUAAGCCAGUUACAGCGGUUCCAUUUGCUGGUAGUGCGUUACCGUUUCAUCAUUUGGCCACAUUUCCACGUAAUUUUCUGUUGACGAAUAAUUACACAUAA
Anisakis simplex (herring worm) is the source of this 153-nucleotide messenger RNA. Lineage: Eukaryota; Metazoa; Nematoda; Chromadorea; Rhabditida; Anisakidae. The record is from the annotation of a GenBank genome assembly.